Messenger RNA from Leptidea sinapis, 1122 nucleotides. RefSeq names its product aldo-keto reductase AKR2E4-like. NCBI's taxonomy places the organism in Eukaryota, Metazoa, Arthropoda, Insecta, Lepidoptera, Pieridae. Bases 115 to 1101 code for a protein of 328 amino acids. Gene Ontology annotation, cellular component: cytosol. The transcript has 8 exons. Gene Ontology annotation, molecular function: aldose reductase (NADPH) activity. The record is from RefSeq and is a predicted model, not a curated record.
GUAUAAUUGCGCGUCGUGGUAUGUCCAUGUACAGACACACGACGCCGCUAGAAGGUCGUGGGUUGAUGUACUCCAGUCAGUCACCAGUCAGAAAUACCCCACGGACUCACAACGAUGCUGUCUCGCGCGCUGGUGGGCUUCGCUCUGCUGCUGCACGUAAACUGCAAGCUAGCUCCUGUGGUGACCCUCAACGAUGGUAACCUGAUGCCGGCCUUUGGCCUUGGCACGUGGCUGGGAACGACGCCCAGCGGUAGCCUGGCGCCCGUGGAGAACGAUGAAGUACAGCGUGCGGUGGAGGUCGCUAUCGACGCCGGGUACCGACACAUCGACACUGCAGCCAUCUACAGCACCGAAGAACAGGUCGGUCUCGCUGUGAGGAAUAAAAUAAAGCAAGGAGUUAUCAAGAGGGAGGACAUUUUCAUUACUACAAAGUUAUGGAACGACCACCAUGCCAGAGAGGAUGUCCCCAAGGGUCUGGACAGCUCCCUGAGGAAGCUGGGCAUGGAGUACGUGGAUCUUUACCUGAUACACUUUCCUAUCGGCACCUACCCGAACAUGACAGACGACCACACUGACUACCUGGACACGUGGCGCAGCAUGAUAGAGCUGAAGGAGCGAGGCUUGACCAGGUCGGUGGGGGUCUCCAACUUCAAUGUGGCCAUGCUGGAGCGCCUCACCGCUGAGACUGGUGUCGUUCCAGCCGUGCUGCAGGUUGAGAUAAGCCUCACCAUCCAGCAGCCCUCUCUCCUGGCGUACUGCCGCGCUCACAACAUCUCCGUGGUGGGCUACACUCCGUUUGGCACUCUGUUCCUGCACAACAAGACCGCUCCUCCGCCGAGGGUGGACUCACCUGAGCUGGUCGCCAUCGCGCAACGCCACAACAAGACUGUACCACAAAUCGUACUUCGCUAUGUUUAUGAGUUGGGUGUGACGCCUAUCCCGAAGUCGGUGAAGAAGUCUCGCAUCGAGCAGAACCUGGACAUCUUCGACUUCGAGCUGAGCGAGGAGGAAAGGCAGCAGCUCAGCUCCUACGACCAAAACUACCGCUCGCUCGACCUGAGCUUAUGGAAACAUCAUCCAUACUACCCGUUUGAACAAUAAAAUAAAAUAAUGAAGAUUUAA